Messenger RNA from Oncorhynchus tshawytscha (Chinook salmon), 1301 nucleotides. Its product is annotated as cytotoxic T-lymphocyte protein 4. The coding region runs from base 523 to 1167 and encodes 214 amino acids. Gene Ontology annotation, biological process: T cell receptor signaling pathway; regulation of T cell proliferation. The record is from RefSeq and is a predicted model, not a curated record. The transcript is spliced from 4 exons. NCBI's taxonomy places the organism in Eukaryota, Metazoa, Chordata, Actinopteri, Salmoniformes, Salmonidae. Gene Ontology annotation, cellular component: external side of plasma membrane.
AUUUUCAAUCCCAGACCCCCCCCGUCCCCCCCGUCCCCACAGGAGGCCUUUUGGUAGGCCGUCAUUAUAAAUAAGAAUUUGUAAUUAAAUGACUUGUCUCGUUAAAUUAAAUAUCUACCACAAUAGAGGUGUAACCCCGAUCGUCCAUCGUUGGUUUUUGAGUAUUAUCACUGCAGCACCAAAUAUGUUCCAAUCAACACUGAUGACGUCAAAAAGGGUAAAAUCUCACUAAUCAGCAUUUUCAUUAUGACUAAUCGUUUCAUUGUUGUACUUAGGGCGUUUUUUUUCUCUCUCUCUUUAUAUUCACUUUGCAUAUUUUCCGUUGUUAUUGGAACCUAUUUCAGCAGAAUAGUGAACUGUAUAGGCUACUCGACUGGGUGGUUUUGGGAUUACUGGUACUGAGGUACAUAUGGGCUUUCUAUGGCAUAUGUAUCAGAGCACCAUCUCAAACUCUUUCCGAAACACUUGGUUAUAUAAAACACUGACAAGAUUAUUUUUGGAGGAACAUUUCUUCUCGUCAUCAUGAGUCUCAGCCUGUUGACAUUUCUCUGUCUCGGUCUUUACCUCCCAGUGUGGAAUGCGCUGAGGGUCACCCAGCCGUACCGUGUGGUCGGUUUUCGUGGUGAGGUGGAGCUGUUCUGCUCCUACCACCACACAGGGAGACAUGAACCGGAGGAGCUAAGGGUCACACUGUACCGGGGGGUGUACAGGGAGGGGAAGCAGGAGGUGUGCACCUCCUCCUUCACCCACAACCAGACAUCCUUCCAGGUGGAGGGAGUGGGGGAGGUGCGUUGUCGGGGCCAGUUAGGGCCAGGCAGGGUGAACCUGACUAUUUCUGGUCUCCGGGGUAACGACACUGACCUGUACUACUGUGGCAUAGAGGUCAUGUACCCUCCGCCAUACCUCAGGAGGUUUGGAAAUGGUACUCUUCUCUUCAUACCAGAGGAACCAGGCUGCUCGUUGCCAGAGGCCCAGAGAACAAGUGACAUGGGAGAAACGUCAGUCCGACUAGCUCUAGCAGGACUGGUCGCAGCCAACAUACUGAUGGUCAUCUCUGUUGUCACCUUUCUCCUUUACCAGGGUCUACAGAGGAAAAGAAGGUUUGGAGGAAUAACACAGAUGAUUUCACAGAAUGAUGGAAGAUUUGGUUACGGAAACUUCCAAUGAAGAAUUUUCAUCAAUUGUCUGCAUCACCUCCAACCCCCCAUAUAUUUUUUUUGCAAAUAUAUACAAACAUACAUACUGUACAUACAUACAUACAUACAUACAUACAUACAUACAUACAUACAUACAUACAUACA